UGAUCUUGCCGUAUGAAAUCAAUACAUGAAAUAGAUACGUCAUUGCCACUGUUGGCCAGUAUCUUAUAAGCAUCUUGAAUGUACUUUCAGAAGUAAUGUAGGGGAGAAAGCAGUAAUUUGUUUAUGGAACACAUCAAGAGAGUACGUCUUGUGGCUAAAAUUGGGGGAAAAGAAAGAGAUCAUUGUUGAAGUGAAUAAACAAGAUGAUCUGCACAGCAAAUUGCUGUAAUUAGUGACAGCACUUAGUAGAAUAAGGGCAGAAAGGAGGGAAAAUAGGUAGGCGAUAUUGACAACAGUCUCAAAAGGUUCCGUCUUCAUGGAGUGUGAGUUAGUAAAACACUUUGCAAACAAUGCAGAGGACUCAGAGCAAUAGGACUGGCUGGUGGGAAGGAGCAGCAUAAAUAAAUGGGAAAUGAAGCUGGAAGGGGAGCAGGAGGGAUGACUUGUGUUGGUAUUUGCAAACAGGAGAUGCUCCAGAAGAAGAAUGCUGUUUUGGUGGAUGGGGUCAUCCUAAAUGGUCCAAUAAUGGACUCUAAAGCAGGGGAGAAGUUUGUGGAAGAGGCCUGUAAGAUUAUAAUGGAAGAAAUCAUCCAGAAAGCUGAUGAUGUCACAGAAAAGGUUUGUGAAUGGCAGGCGCCCGAAGCGCUGAAGCAGAUUCUUGAUCUGGAAAUGAAAGAUACUGGAGAAUCUAAUCAGAAGCUCUUGCAGCUCUGCCGGGAUGUUAUACAAUACAGCGUCAAAACCAGUCACCCAAGAUUUUUCAAUCAGCUCUAUGCUGGAACGGAUUAUUACUCAUUAGUGGCUCGUUUCAUUACAGAAGCACUGAACCCAAGUGUAUAUACAUAUGAAGUAUCCCCUGUGUUUCUGUUGGUGGAAGAAGCAGUCAUCAAGAAAAUGAUUGAGUUCAUAGGCUGGAAAGAAGGGGAUGGUAUAUUUAAUCCAGGUGGCUCUGUUUCUAAUAUGUAUGCUAUGAACUUAGCAAGAUACAAAUUUUGUCCUGAGAUAAAGGAAAAAGGGCUUUCGGGUUUGCCAAGACUAGUCCUGUUCACCUCAGAAGAGUGUCAUUACUCCAUGAAGAAGGCAGCUUCCUUCCUGGGUAUUGGUACAGAGAAUGUUUGCUUCAUCAAAACAGAUGAAAGAGGUAAGAUGAUACCUGAGGAACUGGAGAAACAAGUCCAACGGGCCAGGAAAGAGGGGUCAGCACCAUUUCUGGUCUGCGCUACAGCAGGUACAACAGUGCUGGGAGCAUUUGAUCCUCUGGAUAAAAUUGCUGACAUCUGUGAAAAGUAUGGCCUCUGGCUUCAUGUUGACGCUUCUUGGGGUGGCUCAGCUUUAAUAUCAAGGAAGCAUUGCAGACUUCUUCAUGGCAUCCACAGAGCUGAUUCUGUCGCCUGGAAUCCCCAUAAAAUGCUGUUGGCUGGAAUCCAGUGCUGUGCUCUUCUGGUGAAAGACAACUCCGGCCUCCUGAAGAAGUGUUAUUCUGCCAAGGCUGCAUACCUGUUCCAGCAGGACAAGUUCUACGAUGUCAGCUAUGACACUGGUGACAAGUCCAUUCAGUGCAGCAGGCGUCCAGAUGCGUUCAAAUUCUGGCUGAUGUGGAAAGCAUUGGGAACCACAGGCCUUGAGGAAAGAGUAAACAGGGCACUGGCCUUGGCUAGAUAUCUAGUGGAGGAAAUUAAGAAGAGAGAGGGUUUCCAGCUUCUUUUGGAGCCGGAGUAUGCAAACAUUUGCUUUUGGUACAUUCCACCAAGCUUAAGGAAAAUGGAGGAUGGACCUGAAUUUUGGCAGAAGUUGCACCAGGUUGCUCCUAUAAUUAAAGAAAGGAUGAUGAAGAAGGGCAGCAUGAUGCUUGGGUACCAGCCUCACCAGGGCAAAGUCAACUUCUUCCGCCAGGUGGUGAUCAGCCCGCAAGUUAGUCGAGAGGACAUGGACUUCUUGCUGGAUGAAAUUGAACUGCUUGCUAAGGACUUAUAACUGCAGGUUCAUAGCACCAGGUGCUGCUCACAUGUGGUAUUUAUGGAGAGAGAAUGGCAGCAGCAUUCUGGUGCUAUUUUGUGAAAGGUAAUAAAAAGCUUGACACAUAGUUUGGAAACUGUCAUUUUACAGAGUGAUGUUGAGAGUUUUGCAGGUAGAAACACCCCUUCACAGGAAAGUAUUUGCUUGUAGGCACUGAGGAUGGCCAGGGGCAGGUCAAUGCUUGCAGCAUUACUGCAGCCAUUCUGGGAAGUCUUUCCUCGAGAAGGGAGCACUUCUGAAAAUGGUGUCUACGGUCCAGGGAUGGCAGCUAUUUACAGGGUGCCUGUGCACAGAGUAGCUCAAACUGGUCGUUUACUCCUCUGAAGUUACUAUUAGGAGUGUAUUUAGCUCAGUGAGCUUUAAAAUAAUAGUUAAUCCUCUGUCUACAUUUUAGUUUGGUAUGUGUGUAAGGGUGGAGGCCUGGUUGGUAAUUACGCUGAUAAGAUUGGACAUCCUGGACUUGAAUGAAAGCGCUCCUGAAGGCCUCCAACUGGGUGGAUUUUCUGCCAUGGGGUUGUGCAGUUGCGAUCCCAGGAGGUUUGCAGCAUCCGCUUGCAUAAAGCCCCAGGUAACCAAUAUUGACCCAGCUUUGAGCAGGAGGAACUAGAUGACCUAUGUAGGUCCUUUCAAACCUAACUGAUUUUGUGAUUCUGUGAAAUACAAUGAUUGGAGCUAGUCAGUGUUUGCUACUGUUGCUCACCCAAAAUAACACCACCACUUCAGCAGAGCUGGGAAUAUUGGAGUAACACUUAGAACUUCUUACCUCUUUAUUAACAGGAGUUACCUGUAAUUUCUGAACUGCUGUUCACUUGCUCUUUUUAAAGUUUAAAGAUUUAUGUAGCAGCUUUUAGAUGCACUUUAAAAUUUUAACAGAGAAUAAAUAAAUAUAUAUUUUUUAUGCAUGGUGACUAUAUAUUAAGAGUAUGGCGAGACUGCAUAUUUGUCAUUGUUUGUCUUUAUUUUCCUACAGAUUUGAGAUGACUCAAUCUUAUGUUAUCAGUGUAUAAUUUAUAGUUUUACACUGACAUUAUGGUGGUGGUGAUCAGUGAAAGCCUGCCAGUUAUUUUAGGAUAUGAACAGUCUGAGUAUUUUUGGUCACACUUUAAUUGUAAAAUUAAAUCCUAAGCUUUAUGUUUGUGUGAAUAAUUAAAGCUUACGGUUAAUCUGUUUUUAUUCUAUAGAAUGAUCCAUUUUACAAAGAUAAAAAUUUAUUUCUCGGGGUGCAGUUCUUGCAGCAAACUAAUGGAAAUAACUAUAUCUUUUUCUUUGUAAUCAGUGCCUACUUAACUUUAAUGUUUUGAUGUUUGUUCCUUAUUCUGUAUUUGGAGUGGCAUUGAUUACAAAGUGGACCUUUCUGCUAUAAUGUUUUCUAUCCUACUGAAAGGUGUCUUUAAGCACAAUGCUUUCUUGUUUUCAUUUCCUACGUUGUACUAGGAUCCAACAUUGCAUGACAUUCCUACUUCCAAUUUCCAGGAUGAUGGUGUGGAAAGUUUAACAAAGUCAUGAUAUCCAAGGAGGCCACACUAUCAGAGCAGUAAAUAGGAACAAGAGUCAUCCUGCAGCACUUGACAGAUGCCUUUAAGAGCGUCCUGUAAGUGAAUAUUCUUGUGGUGUUAUAAUGAGAUACUGGACUGUAAGCCAAAACCCACAUUAAUAUCAACAUAAAAACAAAUAUAACAAUGUGGUUCCUGGAUUCUGCCCUGCAACACCUGCAGUUCACUUUAUCACUUUAUCAUUUAUUAUCUUGUGCUUCUGGCUAUACCAACUUGGAAAGCACUUAACUAAAUUCAGGGCCCGCAAGAAUUCUUCAGCCCGCAGCCACUCCUGCUGGAGUGCAGAGUAUGCAAGGGCUGCUGCAUGGAUGGGAUGACUUUGCUGUUGCUUGUUUAGUUAAAUAGGACUCUUCUCCCUUCCUCUCUUUUUUGACCUCGAAGGAGAAGACAAAAUACAGUAUCAGGAUGUUUUGAUAAUGGUCUGGGUUCUUGGUGAGUACUUGAUUUUUUGAGCUAUGCCACCUUGUGUCAGCUAAGAAUUUUGAUGUUUCACGACACUGCUAGAGUCAAAAAAAAAUGUUACUGUCUUGUUUCUCGUCAGGUUGUUAGUGUAUUUCUGUUUCCAGCUACUGUGGUGCUUACAGCACAUGUCUAACCAGUUCCUUUCUGUACCAGUAGUGGCUUUAGUAUUUUUAAAUAAGAGCAAAAUGGAACGUUUUUAAUAUUUGCAGAAAAUAGGUCUCUGAUCAACAUGUGCAAUGAUUUCUUCAGAUGUAUAGGUUAACCUUUCAGUGUGAUGCAAGUACCUUAUCUCAUUUCUGUAUAUUUUCUAUUAUUGCUGACCCUUUAUCACGUCCCAGGUGCGUAAUAUGAUGGUCUCAUUUCAGGACUAAUGUAAUUUUCUCAUCGUUUCCUAUUUAGGACUAGUAUAUUAAUUUAAGACUAGUAUCUUACUAUGUGCAAAAUGUCUGUUUUGUAGCUGGUGAUUUUAAUAAAAGUGAAGUAAAUGACA
Molecule: messenger RNA, 4521 nt
Organism: Cuculus canorus (common cuckoo)
Lineage: Eukaryota; Metazoa; Chordata; Aves; Cuculiformes; Cuculidae
Gene: GADL1
Product: glutamate decarboxylase like 1
Exons: 15
Coding region: 406-1974 (522 amino acids)
Biological process (GO): carboxylic acid metabolic process
Cellular component (GO): cytoplasm
Molecular function (GO): pyridoxal phosphate binding; carboxy-lyase activity
Source: RefSeq, a predicted model, not a curated record